Micropterus salmoides (largemouth bass) is the source of this 2166-nucleotide messenger RNA. RefSeq lists its product as uncharacterized. Lineage: Eukaryota; Metazoa; Chordata; Actinopteri; Centrarchiformes; Centrarchidae. The transcript is spliced from 8 exons. The coding region runs from base 199 to 1275 and encodes 358 amino acids. Gene Ontology annotation, cellular component: membrane. The record is from RefSeq and is a predicted model, not a curated record.
AAAACAAAGCGUGGACUGGCCGGCCGCACGGAAAUGGUUUUGUUUCUGUGGCUUCCCAAAAUAGUGUGAGAGAAAUGAGGGCUGCUACAUAUUUAAAAUUCAGUUAGCUCUCUUAACAAUAUUUUAUUUUUCAUGAAUAUAAUUUUGAUAUCUCCUAAACCAAACGAACGAUAGCUAGCUUGUUAGCUAGCUUUACUAAUGCAAGCAGCCAUGCCGUCCUACUCUGAAUUGAGGAAAACCAACCACUUCUACUACUUCAUCAAAUUUACCCUUAAUAUCUACUCAAUGCUCUUCUCGCUGAUGGGUCUUUGUGUGCUCUGUGUGGGGGUGUAUGCCGAAGUGGAAAGGCAGAAGAAUCGAACCCUGGAGGGCCUUUUCCUGGCUCCUGCUGUUGUGCUCAUCCUCCUGGGCCUGGUGAUGUUUACAGUGUCGGUGGUGGGCAUGGUUGGAUCCCUCAGGGACAACAAGACCCUGCUGCACAUGUUCCUCUGUGUUCUCUGUGUGUUGCUGCUUCUCCAGGCGGUUGCGCUCACCACCGCGCUCAUCUUCGAAAAGAAGACGUCUACCUUGUUUCAGAGCAGUAUACGAGAAGGAAUUAAACACUACUACGAUGAUCUGGACUUCAAAAACAUCUUGGACUAUGUGCAACAAAAGUUUUCAUGCUGUGGAGGGGACGAGUAUAAGGACUGGGGAGUCAACCAGUAUCAUUUCUGCAAUGGUACUGGUCCACUAGCCUGUGGAGUUCCAUAUACCUGUUGUGUUCGCCGUAAGGUAGGAGAGGUCAUCAACACUCUGUGCGGUUACAAGACUCUGGAUCAACAGCGUGAAACCCUGCAUGAGGUGAUCCAUGUGCGAGGCUGCAUCCAUGCAGUCAACCUCUGGAUGAGUGACAACAUUGGAAUAACCAUUGCACUCUGCUGUGCCAUCGGGCUGCCCCAGCUGCUGGGCAUCAUCCUGAGCUGCGUCUUCUGGAACCUGCUGGUGGACAUGAGCGAGUCGGCCGACAUGGUAGACUUCAAGCUGAAGAAGUCUGAGAUUGAGUAUAGCGAGCUGGACCUGGCCGGCGCCGGCUGGUGUAUGUGCCUGCCGAGGGACGGCGGCUACCUGCCUGUCCCCGUGUCUGAGCCCGAACUCGACCCCAUUGACGCUCACCUAUUGAAGCUGAAGAAGCAGCCGCCUCUAACACACGCUCAGCUCCGAGAAAUGCAGCAGUCCAGAUCGGCCACGGGGCUGGACGAGGUAGACAUUGGCCGAAAGCAGAAAAGGGAACACUGAGUGGUCUUUUUGCCCUUUCUUGCCUUUAGGGUUUUUACCUAUUUUUUUUUUUUCUCUCUCAUUGUGAUCAUUGCAUUUGUUGGAUUUGUGUUGCACUACUUAAUGGUUGAAGCUGUCAAUAAUUGGAUUAAGAGAAAUUUGGUCAGCUAAAGGGAUCAGAAGUACUUGGGCACUUUUGUUGCUGAAUUUGUUUACAACAAAAAUUGAAGGAACAAGAAGCAACAUUGACCUCUUUAUAAACAUUUCUUUUGUGUUUGUGACAGUUGAUGUUCAAGGAUUUAUGGCAUUAUAUCACAUUUUAUUAAAAAAAUUUAGCCUUUGAAAUUGAGCUGUGUCUCAUGUGCUAAAGCUUACCUCAGGCUGUUUUGAAAAUAGCCCAGUAGUCAGAGGGACAGUACUAUUUGGUGUAUAAAUUAAUGGUAGCUUGAAAAGACGUUUUUUUUGGUGUUGGAGAAAUAGGAAUAGCCAAGUAUGUCUUGCGUGUAGCGUCUGUGACGGAUGUAUACAGUUUGUGUAUUGUUUCUUUCAAUUAUGAUUUCAAUUUGAUUUUGUGCAAUCGGUGUACAUUGUAAGACUGGUAGUUGUGGAAUAACAUGGGAUGCAUGUUUUGUACUGUAUAUGAAGUAAAUUUAAAAUAAACAAAAACAGAAAAUCUCAGUUUACAUGUUAGGCUCUCAUCAGGAGGGGGCUUCAGUCUAUUCCAUUUUAACUAAACUUUUUAUUCCAUCUUUUAAAGGAACAACUACAUGGAUUAUCCAGACUGGAAAUCCAGUUAAAAGCUACUCUGAUGGUUUUUUGUAUCUGAUUUAUGCACUGUUUUGAGCUUCCCCCUAGCUCCUGCCUUGUAUCAGCACUACUGUUCUUGUCAAUAAAGCUGAAUUUGUCUACUGA